Messenger RNA from Cephus cinctus (wheat stem sawfly), 2379 nucleotides. Its product is annotated as odorant receptor 13a. The record is from RefSeq and is a predicted model, not a curated record. Bases 1391 to 2311 code for a protein of 306 amino acids. The transcript has 8 exons. Gene Ontology annotation, cellular component: plasma membrane. Lineage: Eukaryota; Metazoa; Arthropoda; Insecta; Hymenoptera; Cephidae. Gene Ontology annotation, biological process: sensory perception of smell; detection of chemical stimulus involved in sensory perception of smell. Gene Ontology annotation, molecular function: olfactory receptor activity; odorant binding.
UUGAAGCAAAUUCUUUGAGGAUUACUCGCACGGUGGUUGAUAGUGAAUUAAUAAUAUUUGAUACAGGUAGUAUCAACAGAGUAUCUGAUCGAUGGAAUAAAAGGAUCCGGUGGUUGGAUCGGAUCGUCAGUUUAUUCCUUUAGUGCAAGAUGAGAGCUUGGUGCUGUUUUUGGUUAAUGCUGGUGGCGGUCAUUUUCGUCUCCUGCAAUAUUCACGUUCGUGCGAGGAACGUCAGGGCGCCACUGCAGAGACUGAGGUAUCCUGGUGCAGGUUAUGUUCGUACCAACUCAGCUGGCUGUAAAAUUGGACAAGUAAAGUCUUACGAGCAUCGAGACGUGAACGGAGAAUCGGAAAACGCUGAUUGGAAACUGGCGAGAAAGAAUUUACCGGGACGUGACAUUCAGGAUGAGACCAAGAUUCAGGACGUCGCAGAAGAGUCAGCUGGAUUGUCGGUGUACCAAGAGAACAAGGAAUAUCAAGUAAAGCCAAGAAAUCGAUGGAAAAUGAUGUACGCUACGAAAAAUGACAGCAUCAAGGCUGAUUAAAGGAAUUGUCAGUCCAAGUUAUCCCUGUAGUAUUUGUCAAUGUGAAUUUUAAUAAAAAUAGCUGGUAGUCCAUUAUACGUUUAUUGAUUGUUCAAUUUCAACUAAUAGCAGACAUCGUGACGUGACUCUUGUUCCAAAGGGUGGAUUGGAAAAUCUAGUUAAUGGGGUUGGUAAUACGACAAUAGCUAUUAGCUCGGCUAUUCUGACUUAAUGCCAUUAAUUAUUGUGACAUACUAAAAUAUUCUGAUAUCGAACGAUUCUCAGUGCAAUUAUCCGCAAUUGCGCGACGCUGCUGUAAUAACUGGCUAUGGCGAACACGCGAUGAAGAGAAUUCAUAAUGACUCAAGGUGCAUCUGCAGUUUGUCAAGUGAAUAAGGGCUUAGUCCACCGGCUUGAAACUUGACGAGUCAUGGAUAUUUUUGAGACUCGAAAUUUCAUUGUGAACAAACUUUUACUGGGAAUUCUUGGCGUCUAGCCGUAUUAAUCACCAUUUCGAAAUCCUUUUCAUGCAUUUCUUUUCUGCCUGUGCACGUCCACCGUGUCUUGGACGGCAGUUUUAUUGGUACGGAAUGACGAAAUGUCUUUUUUUUUUGUAAUUAUCAAAAUCAAACAUUUUUAGUAUUUACCUUUUUGUGUUUUCUCAAGGCACCAUAUCUUGUGUACGCGUGGGGCGAUUUGCCGCUAUUUACAGAAAUCCUAACGACAUUUGUAACAUUAUUAAUUAACAUUACGAAACUUACUAAUUCUGUCAUAAGGCAUGAUAAGGUUUGUGUAUACAAUAGUACUAUUUUUAUUGGCUACUAAUAUUAAUCACUGUUGUCCUCAUUGUUUCUCAAUCUGUAUAGAUGAGAGAUUUUCUUGAACAAAUUAAAACGGAUUACGACACUCCGCAAGACGAUUUCGAGGCAAAAAUUUAUAAAAGAUACGCUGAUCGUACCAGGAAAUUUUCUAUCGGUUAUGCAGUCUGGUGUCACGCUUCAUUUUCACUAUACAUUAUUGGACCUUUCCUUAAUCACACAGAGGAACGACCAUUUCCAGGGCAUACAAAAUAUCCCUUAGACGAAGACAAAUAUUAUUGGUUCAUCGUAUCUCAUCAGUCGAUAUGUACUUUUACCGUUUCCGCCAUCACUGCUGCCGUCGAUGCACUUUUUGUCAUGCUCGUUCAUCACAUAUGCGCCAAAUUUGCAGUACUUGGAUAUAACCUCGAGAAAAUCGGCGAGGAUCUAUCAGAAAGUCCAUCGGCGCAAGACGAGCUGGAAACGUAUAAAAAAAUUGUGAACUGCGUAAAAAAACACAAGGAAGCUAUAGGUUUCGCUGAUUCAAUGGAGUCAGCAUUUUCUAUACCAACGUUCAUCAAUCUUACGAUGAACAUGAUAGUAAUGAGUACUUCCGGUUUUGUAAUGCUAGCCAACGUCCAUUCGAUACCAAAUCUAGUAAAAUACAUAGGAUUGUCAGUCACCCUAACCGUUCAUCUUUUCUUCAUGAGUUGGCCAGCCCAGGAGAUGAUGGACCACAGUGCAGAAAUUUGCGAAUUCGCGUAUUUCGCAUCAUGGUAUCGCACAUCGCAAAGAUCUAAAAAUUUAUUGAAGUUCCUGAUGAUGAGGAGUCAAGUUCCUUGCAAGUUGACAACAGGAAAGCUCUACGUCAUGUCCUUGGAAAAUUUUUGCGCGGUAAGGAUACGGACGCAAUGGACACCCACCAGGUACCAACUACUUGCCGGUCGCACCAACCAAACCAACAGGUUUUCUCAACCUUUCAGGUCCUGAAGACGUCCAUGUCCUAUUUUACAGUAUUAAAGUCCUUGAGAGACUAGAAGAUCUGUGUAACCAAAAAG